CUAUCUUGAGCUUUAGGCUAGCAAAGUUUGUUUACUACACAGAGUUAUCGCGCUUGCUAACUUCCUUUUCCGGUCACUAUAAGCUGAAAAAUGACCACUAAAAAUAAGAAAACAAGAAAGCUUCGUGGCCACGUUAGCCACGGACAUGGUCGCGUCGGGAAACACAGAAAGCACCCUGGUGGUCGUGGUAAUGCUGGUGGUCAGCAUCAUCACAGAAUAAACUUUGAUAAAUACCAUCCAGGUUAUUUUGGUAAAGUUGGUAUGAGAUAUUUUCACAAGACCAACAAUAAAUUCUUCUGCCCUUCUAUCAACUUGGAUAAAGUUUGGUCACUUUUGAGUGAGCAGUCCAGAGCUAAAUAUCUUGAUACCCCUACUGAAAAAGCUCCAGUUAUUGAUGUUGGACAGGCUGGCUAUUACAAAGUAUUAGGUAAAGGCCAUCUUCCCAAAAGACCUGUCAUUAUCAAGGCAAAGUUCUUCAGUAAAGUUGCAGAGAAAAGAAUUAAAGAAGUUGGUGGUGCUUGUGUGCUUACUUCAUAGUUAACAAUAAACUGCAAACUUUU
Molecule: messenger RNA, 560 nt
Organism: Biomphalaria glabrata
Lineage: Eukaryota; Metazoa; Mollusca; Gastropoda; Planorbidae
Product: 60S ribosomal protein L27a-like
Exons: 5
Coding region: 91-537 (148 amino acids)
Biological process (GO): translation
Cellular component (GO): cytosolic large ribosomal subunit; ribosome
Molecular function (GO): structural constituent of ribosome
Source: RefSeq, a predicted model, not a curated record